UCUGCGUAACUCCUAAGCGAACAGAAAAAAAAAAAAAGUACUUUCAUUUAACAGAAAAAAAAAAGUAAAAAAGAAAAGAAAAAAGAACCGCACGCCGGAACACAUAAUGGCGGAACCGAAAACCAAAUACGAUCGCCAGCUCAGGAUCUGGGGUGAGCAAGGGCAGGCAGCCCUUGAAAAAGCCAGUGUAUGCUUGCUCAACUGUGGUCCUACUGGUUCUGAGACAUUGAAAAAUUUGGUUCUUGGUGGGAUUGGAAGCAUUACAGUGAUUGAUGGUUCCAAAGUUGAACUGGGUGACCUUGGAAACAAUUUUAUGUUGGAUGAGUCAUGCGUUGGGCAAUCAAAGGCCAAAUCUGUGUGUGCAUUUCUGCAAGAACUCAAUGAUGCUGUUAAAGCCAAGUUUAUUGAAGAGUAUCCAGAAAAACUAAUUGAAACAAAUCCAUCAUUCUUUUCUCAGUUUACUCUAGUAGUGGCCACUCAGCUGGUGGAGGAUUCAAUGGUAAAGCUUGACCGAAUAUGUCGGGAAGCUAAUGUGAUGUUGAUUUUUGCUCGCUCCUAUGGUCUCACAGGACUGGUUCGAAUCAGUUUGAAGGAACAUACAGUGAUUGAGUCAAAGCCUGACCAUUUUCUGGAUGAUCUUCGAUUAAAUAACCCAUGGCCUGAGCUCAGGAAGUUUGCAGAAACAUUUGAUUUAAAUGUGCCAGAUCCUGUUGCCCACAAACACACACCGUAUGUUGUGAUUCUCAUUAAGAUGGCCGAAGAGUGGACCAAAGCUCAUGGGGGUAGCCUUCCAUCAACCAGGGAAGAGAAAAAAGAGUUUAAGGAACUUCUUAAAUCUAAGAUGAUUGCUAUGGAUGAAGACAACUAUAAAGAAGCUAUUGAGGCCUCCUUCAAAGUCUUUGCUCCUCGAGGAAUAAGUUCCGACUUGCAGCAAAUAAUUAAUGAUAGCCAUGCUGAAGUUAAUUCUAAUUCAUCAGAUUUUUGGGUGAUGGUGGCAGCUUUAAAGGAGUUCAUUGCAAAUGAAGGUGAUGGGGAAGCACCUCUUGAGGGGUCGAUACCUGAUAUGACAUCUUCAACUGAGCAUUAUGUAAACUUGCAGAAAAUCUACCAAGCCAAGGCUGAGGCUGAUUUCAUUGCCAUUGAGCUACGAGUGAGGAAUAUUCAAAAGAAGUUAGGUAGAGAGCCAGGGAGCAUCCCCAAGGCAAUGAUAAAAAGUUUCUGUAAAAAUGCGAGAAAACUGAAAGUCUGCAGGUAUCGUCUUAUUGAGGAUGAGUUUAAUAGUCCUUCCAUAUCAGAGUUGCAGAAGUAUUUAACUGAUGAGGAUUAUAGUGUUGCUGUGGGGUUCUAUAUUCUCCUAAGAGCUGUAGACCGGUUUGCUGCCAAUUACAAUAGCUUUCCAGGGGAAUUCGAUGGUGCAAUGGAUGAAGAUAUAUCUAGAUUAAAAACUACAGCUGUUAGUGUACUGAGUGAUUUGGGUUGCAAUGGUUCAACAUUGACAGAGGAUCUUAUUAAUGAGAUGUGUCGAUUUGGCGCUGCAGAGCUCCAUGCUGUUGCUGCCUUAAUUGGAGGAAUUGCAUCACAAGAAGUUAUUAAGCUCAUAACAAAACAGUUUGUUCCCAUGUCUGGAACUUUCAUCUUCAAUGGUAUUGAUCACAAGUCACAAUUGUUGAUUCUGUAAUACAUUUUGAAUCUGGAAUUGCCGCAUUGACGGAUUCCCUUUUGACGAGAUGAGAUGGAGUGGUCCAUCUUCUGCAAUUUUACAGCUUUUUAGGUCAUUUAUGACAUUUUACAGAUUGAGGCAUUCUUUGCUUUGUAGUUUGGGGUCGCGGGGAGUUUGAUAUGGUGU
Pistacia vera is the source of this 1846-nucleotide messenger RNA. Its product is annotated as NEDD8-activating enzyme E1 regulatory subunit AXR1-like. Gene Ontology annotation, cellular component: cytoplasm. The record is from RefSeq and is a predicted model, not a curated record. The transcript is spliced from 15 exons. Gene Ontology annotation, molecular function: NEDD8 activating enzyme activity. Gene Ontology annotation, biological process: protein neddylation. NCBI's taxonomy places the organism in Eukaryota, Viridiplantae, Streptophyta, Magnoliopsida, Sapindales, Anacardiaceae. The coding region runs from base 107 to 1678 and encodes 523 amino acids.